Momordica charantia (bitter melon) is the source of this 1174-nucleotide messenger RNA. RefSeq names its product E3 ubiquitin-protein ligase RMA3. Gene Ontology annotation, biological process: ubiquitin-dependent protein catabolic process. The record is from RefSeq and is a predicted model, not a curated record. Gene Ontology annotation, molecular function: ubiquitin protein ligase activity; metal ion binding. NCBI's taxonomy places the organism in Eukaryota, Viridiplantae, Streptophyta, Magnoliopsida, Cucurbitales, Cucurbitaceae. Gene Ontology annotation, cellular component: endoplasmic reticulum.
CUGAAUAAAGUUAAACGAAACCGGACGCGCCGACACGGUCGUGAAAACCUACAAUCGGCGACGCGGUCCCGGUUUCGUGAAUUUCACGCGCGGCUUCCCUCCAUCUAUAAAAAUCUCUUUCUCCCCACUCUCUCUCUCUCUCUCUCAACUCUGCGAUUUCUCUCUCUCGUCAACAUUUCCUGAUUUUUUCUCUCUUCGAUUCGAUUUCCGUCGCAGAUUUCCGGACGCAAUCCUUCGGGUUUUUUGUUUAACGAACGUACUUCUGCUAUGGAACAAACCUACACCACGCCCGAGGCAUACUUUGAGUCUGAACAAGAUGUGUCUCUCAAACAAAACUGGAAAUCCAUCUCAUCACAGCCAACAGUCUCAGACGAUGCGCACGGUUGCUUCGAUUGCAACAUUUGCUUAGACUCGGCAGCGGAGCCUGUCGUCACCCUCUGUGGUCACCUCUACUGCUGGCCAUGCAUUUACAAGUGGCUUAACGUACAAAUCUCCAGCAAUGAACCUGAGAACGUGCAGAACUGCCCCGUUUGUAAGGCUAGCAUCACCCCCUCCUCUUUAGUUCCCCUCUAUGGCCGUGGCAAGUCGAACACGGAUUCUGAAUCCAAGAAGUCUCACUUGGGUGUGGCUGUGCCUCGAAGGCCACCGCCAUCUGCAACUAACACACUGCACAAUUCCAAUGCAACCUCUGCAUUGCAUCCAAGCCAGGACCUCCAUCCAAAUUACACCCGCUCACCCUCGCACCCGAUCUAUCACCAACAAUACUUCCCCCAGGCCUAUGGUGACAUUGCGACAUACACACCGUCUUAUCUGGGUAAUGCCGUGAUAACAAGUCUGUUAAACCCAACGAUUGGGAUGUUUGGAGAAACGGUUUUCACGAGAAUUUUCGGUAGCGUGGAUUCGAACUUGUUGCCAUACCCGCCUUACAACAACUCCAUCCCAGGAAAUGGAAGUAGCAGAAUGAGAAGGCAGGAAAUGCAGCUUGAUAAGUCUCUUAAUAGAGUUUCAAUCUUUCUAUUUUGCUGCUUUAUUAUCUGCCUUUUGUUGUUUUGAACUUGGCAAUCGAGUUGUAUGUAUGGAGAACCACAUGAUAUAAAGAUCAAGCUCUAGUAAAUUUUGCUGGAUGAUUUUACUGUGACAGUCGUCUACAUAUAUGUACAUAAUGUUUUUUUUU